Oncorhynchus masou masou (cherry salmon) is the source of this 777-nucleotide messenger RNA. Its product is annotated as insulin-like growth factor-binding protein 2-A. Gene Ontology annotation, molecular function: insulin-like growth factor I binding; insulin-like growth factor II binding. Bases 108 to 722 code for a protein of 204 amino acids. Gene Ontology annotation, biological process: regulation of insulin-like growth factor receptor signaling pathway. The transcript has 2 exons. Gene Ontology annotation, cellular component: extracellular region. Lineage: Eukaryota; Metazoa; Chordata; Actinopteri; Salmoniformes; Salmonidae. The record is from RefSeq and is a predicted model, not a curated record.
CUCCUGUUUGCUAUGCUAACACAGAUGACAGUUGCACUUUUGGACACAACGUUUACAUCCUUAUCUUUUCAUGUUACUCUUUAAUAAACAGUACAGCUAGAGACAGAAUGGAGCUAUAUUUUGGCUGCGGUUUGUUUCUGCUUACGUUACUUGUUCUACCGGGCCUAUUGCUCGGGGACUUGGUAUUUUAUUGUCCGAAAUGCACUGCGGAGCGCCAAACUGCAUGUCCUAAACUCGCCACCAACUGUACUGAGAUAGUCAGGGAGCCCGCCUGUGGCUGCUGUCCGGUGUGUGCCCGGUUGGAAGGUGAAUUCUGUGGCGUCUACACACCGAGGUGUUCCACAGGGCUGCGUUGUUAUCCCACUGCAGAUUCAAAAUUGCCCUUGGAGCAGCUGGUUCAAGGGUUAGGGCGAUGCUCACAAAAAGUGGACACAGUACCCAACCGCACUGAAGAGCACCAGGACACAAGUGGACCUAUAGGGGAGCUGCCGGGCACUGAGGGCCCCACUCUGAAGAAGCCGACCAAAGAUGUCAGGAUCUGGACAUGGUCCAAAGAUCUGGCCCCAGUGCAGGCCCAGAACGAGCUCAAAACCAAGAUGAAGACCAACAACUGUCCCGAGGAACCUAAGACCCAGCAGCCCACGAAGGUCAGGAAAAACCAUUACAAAAAAAAAGAAAAAUACGUCUUUGUUCACAUCAGAUACAAUUCAGAAACUGAAUGAGCAUUAGUAUUAUCGAACUACAUAGUUUAGCUCGAAGGGUUGGAUUUUGGCAGGG